This is a messenger RNA of Euleptes europaea (tarantolino), 4789 nucleotides long. RefSeq names its product Rho guanine nucleotide exchange factor 40 (gene ARHGEF40). Gene Ontology annotation, molecular function: guanyl-nucleotide exchange factor activity. NCBI's taxonomy places the organism in Eukaryota, Metazoa, Chordata, Lepidosauria, Squamata, Sphaerodactylidae. The coding region runs from base 1 to 4770 and encodes 1589 amino acids. The record is from RefSeq and is a predicted model, not a curated record. The transcript is spliced from 19 exons.
AUGGAGCCUCGGCUGCUCCGUUUCCAGUCUUGGCACCCUCCCAAGCUCUUUCUUUCGGGCUGCCCCCCUUCACGCCCCUUCUCUUUUACACAUGGCUGGUCUCUGCCCUCGUCUGCCUCCCUGCCCGGUUCCAUUUGGCACACCGGCAGGGGGCAGCAUCCAGCCUCUGGGCACAAAGCUCCCCGAAGCCCGUGGCGGGAACCGGAACCGGUGGAGGAAUGUGUCCAGAGCACCCUGGCUGCCUUGUACCCCCCCUUCGAGGCCACGGCCCCCACCCUGCUGAGCCAGGUCUUUGAGGUGCUGGAGCGGACUUACCAGCACGAUGCGCUGCGCUACACCCUCGACUUCCUCGUUCCUGCCAAGCACAUUCUGGCUCGCGUCCAGAGUGAAGCCUGUGCCCAAUACAGCGGUUUCGUCUUCUGCCAUGAGGGUUGGCCGCUGUGUCUUCGGGAGAAGGUUUUAGUGCAGCUGGGCUCGCUGCCCUGGCAACGGCUCAGCCCCGGCGACUUCUACCUGCAAGUGGUGCCUCACCGGGAGUGCGCCCCACGCCUGGUGCUGAAGUGCCUGUCGCCGGAGGGCCGCGGCGUUCAGGAGCUGCCCGUGCCCCCGGACUCCUACCCCUUCCUUUUCACCGUCGAGUGGCUCAACGGCAUCAACAAGGAACGCCGAGCCGGGCGUCUGGAGCGCUGCCUGCUGGCCGACGGGGAAAAGGUGCUGAGCCUGCCCUGGCCCGAGCUGGUGUACCCCCAGUUUGUGCACAAGGACGGGUUCAUUGUGGGGCAGCGCUGCCCUGCGGAUCUGGCUCCCGAGGUGCUGGGGGCACGGAGCCCGGGGGACGGGCGCCAUUCCGGAGGGGAGAACCGGGAGUCCGAGGGGGAGUACGUCCACCUCCUGGAGGUCAGCCCCACCUUGCACCAGGGAGCCAGGAUCCCCGAGCCUUGCGGUCCUCAGAUCCAGACGAUGCCCGCCCGCAAGGGACACCACAAGAACCGCAGCCGGCGUCACCGGGCCUGGCUCCACCACAAGUCCGGGUGCGGGGAGAACUUCGCCUUGCGCAAGGCCUGCCGAAACCAAGAGGCCGAGCAGUCGAGUCAAGAGAGGAGUGGCCAAGGGGACAGAUCUGAGCCGCACAGAGGUAACCCUAUCCAGGCCUUGGACCAAACGUCAAAGCCCUCCCAGGCGGCGGAGAGCCCGGGUUCUAGGCAACCGGCGCCAAACCAGGAGCCCUCUGGGGCUGAGGCGCGGCCAGAUGUUUCUGGCGCAGCUGCUGUGGAGGAGAGCGGGCUCGAGAAAGCAGAGCCGGCGGGGUCUGUAAACCGAGACCCCACUCCUCCCAGGGAGGUCAGCAAUGAAAACCCAUCUCCCGCUUCCGUGACACCAAAACGCACCGCCAAGGGAAACCGGAGGAAAAAGAAAGGUGCCGGGAGAGGGGCGGGUGGCCGAGUCAGGCAGGGGGGUGACGCGGCUAACCAAGAAACGGGGGCUUUGACUGAUCUAAAAGACCCAGAAAAGGAAGGGAUCUGUGUUGGGACAAGAAAAGAGGAUUCUGGGAAGGGAGAACAAAGCUUUAAUGGUGGCGAACAGGUGGUCGACGCCAAAGAACGUCUUGCGGGCAUUGCGGAUUGUAAUGGCGCCAGUGAGAGAAGUGGCGUCACAGGAGAGGGAACCCCUGGCAUUGAGGAGGAGGGUGCUGGCGUUGGUGAGCUGGCCAUCGGUGCUGGAAAGUAUAGCGUUGGCAUCGGAGACCCCGAGGACAGCACAGAAAAAUGUUCCGCUGGCACAGGAGACAGCACGGUUGGUACUAGAGAAAGGAGCGUUGGCAGAGAAGGCCCAGACAACGCCAAAGACCAGACUGCUGCGGUCGAUGCUGGGGAAGCCAGCGUUGGCAUGGAAGAGCAGGACGUCACGGAACAAGAGGCUGGUACGGAAGGCCAUUGCACGGGAGAGGAGAGCCUCGAGGCUGGCGCGGGAGAAGCGCUGUUGACCAAGUUGCCAGGGGAGGAAGAGCCAAGUGUUGGGGGACAAGAGGAAGCCCCAAGGGUUGUCCCUGAACAGGCGGUGGAGGAAACACCAACCGCCUCUCUGCCUGCUACGGUUCCUCUCCAGCAGGCUGUAGACUGGGACCUCUUGCGGUCAGGUGUCUUUGCGCUAACAGGAGGAACGGACAGGGCUGGACGGCCUUUGCUGACUGUGGUACCUCAGCCUGUUCGAGACGGGCUGCCCCCAGGACAAGAAGCUCUGGUCAACACCCUGAGAUACCUGCACUCACUUCUCAGGAAAGAGCAGAAGGCCUUGGGGAUGACUGUGCUGUUGGACCUGAGCCAGGUGGAUGACUGGGCCCUCCAGGCUCCUGUGCUGUUGCCGGCCUUAAGGAUAUUCCAGGAGGGUUCCCCGCCACCUGUGAGCCAGCUGCUGGUGAUCUUACCCCCCGAUGACCGUUUUGUACCCCACGAAGAGGAAUUGGCCUUGGAACCUGCUGUGGAGGUGGUGGUUCUCUCUCUUCCCGAGCUGCCCCGUUACGUGGCCCAAGACCACCUGACUCCUGCGCUAGGUGGGACCCUGCACCAUUCACCACGCAAAUGGGUGGGGGCGCACCAGGCUCUUGAGCAACUGCAGACCCUUUGCUGUAGCGUCUUAAAAGCCGUGUGUGAAGCCAACGCUCACCUCCAGGCAGAGGGAACAAAAGGAAUUCAGGAGGAGCCGUCGGCACAAAUCGCCUCGCACCAAGAGAUGAUGCAGAAACUGUUGUCACAGCCCCAGCUCCUGGAGCUCCAGCGGCGCGGCGGGGCCUUGCUGGCACAGCUGCCUGCACUGGGGCCGCACAGCACGGAGACUGUGGCUGUCACGAAGCUCUACCAAGAGGUGGAUGAGGCCCUUCACAGUCUGGUCCAGCUCAGCAACCGGCGCCUGGAGGUGUUGCAGCAAGAGCGGGAAAACACGCAGGCUCAGAAGCAAACCGUGGAAGAAAAGACGAGUCUGCAAGCGACUGGCAACAGCACGGAAGAGAGGAGGCCAAUUGAAAGGGUGGCGGAGGGAGCAUCUCUGGAGAGGACGCUGCUGCUGAGUCCCAGGUUCCAAGGGAAGAUGCAAGCCGUGCCAGAAGCCGCCCCUGCCCCACGGCCCCGCGCCUGCAGCAUUAGCACCUCUUCCUCGCCGAAGCACGGCUGGGGUCUGAGCGGCAGGUUCGGCUCCUCCUGCAGCCUGACCUCUCUCUUCCAGCCCCACCUCAGCCCCAAGGCCUCCCCCUGUUGUUCCCCGACUCGAAGCAAUCCUACGGACAGCAGCAAGAAGAAAGGGGGUCCUCCUGCGACCUCCCACAUGCUCAUGUCUCCCGCCUCUCCCCUGGCGUUGCGGGCCUUGAGUGACCCGGGACGCCCCAGCGUGCACAUCCGUGGCCUGGAGGUCAGCAGCCGGGAACUGGCGGAUCGGAGCUGUUCCCCCCGCGAGCACGUGCUGUUGAGUCGCAGCGGGACCCACGUCGCUGAAGCUCCCUGGGGGGCCACGCCCCGCACAGAAAGAAGGCGCUGUCUUGGGGUCCAACAGCAGCUUCUGGCAGAGAUGCUGGAGUGUGAGCGGGAGUACGCGAGUGCCCUGGCCCAGCCGGUGUCCCUGGCCCAGGAACCUGGGGGGCAGGCCUUGCCCGCUGAGCUGAGGUGCCUAGGCAGCGCUCUGCGGGCCACACGGGACCAACUGGCUGCCUUCCAUAGCAGCAGCCUGCUUGGCGAGCUGGAGGGAUGCCUGAACCACCCGUCGCGUGCUGGGGGCUGCUUCCUGCGUCACGGGGAGAGGUUUCAACUCUAUGCCAUUUAUGCCAAAGAUCACCACAAGUUCCAGGCCGCCCUGGCUUCGCUUCGAACCACCAGCAAGAAGGGCCCAAUAGAACUGCGCGAGCACAGGCAAAUGACCCACGCCUUGCACGAGCCCUUGGAACAGCUGGAGCGAUAUCGGCGCUUCCUGGGUGAGCUGCUGCGCGAGUGCGACCUCGAACGGGGGCCCGACCGCCAAGCCCUGCAGGAGGCCCAGCAACUUCUGGAGGCCCAGGAGCAGCGAGGCAGGGACCUGCUGGCCGCCGAGCAGAUCCGGGGCUGCGAGAUGAAGCUGUCUGAACAAGGGCCGCUGCUGCAGCGUGGCGAGCUCACCUUGGUGUGUGGGCGCCGCAAGUGCCAGCGACAUGUCUUCCUCUUUGAGCGGCUGCUUCUCUUCACCAAGUGCAAGGGAGCGGAGGGCGGCUACGUCUGCAAACAGGCCUUACAGACGGCAUCUAUGGGGCUGACGGAGAGCGUGGGACCGAGCGGUCUACGCUUUGAGCUGUGGUUUGGACGGGGACCAGCCCGACAGGCCUACACACUGCAGGCAGCCUCUGCUGAGGUCAAGCAUCAGUGGACGAAUGUUAUAGCCCAGCUGCUGUGGAGACAAGCUGCCCAUCCGGCAAUCUCGCUGUGCAUGUCCUCCUGCCCAGCCCAGCGUUUGGCCCCUCUCGGCCUUGGCCCCGGACCCCCUUCUGGGCUAUCGUUGCCUGGACACGUUGAGGAAGAGGAAUGGGACCUGGACGUCAAGCCUAUCCCAAGGGCGGAGACCCCUGAUUCAGAAGGAGCCUCCCCGAGCCACCGAGAACCAUCUGGCCUGGCAAGAUCGUUGCCUGGGAGUAGCUCUGCCGUAGGGCACCACCAGUCGCGUUGGGUGUGGAGCCUGCAUCGAAAGCUCUUCUCCCCAGUUAGCCAUGGACGGCAGGAUUCGGUCCCCAGAGGCUCUGGGAACAGGACAGUCUGAGUCUCACAGUACCUCGGGC